AUGGCGUUUGGAGCUAGUUCUGUUCUCAUCGUUGUGAGCAUGAUGCUCGCUGAAGCGAUCAUGUUCAUUCGAUUAUACGCCCUCUCUGGACAUAAGAAACGCAUGUGCGCGUGGCUUCUAUUUCAAUUCCUGGGGGUACAUGUGACAGUAUUCGUUGUGUUUUCGCUGUUCGUCAAGAGUGUCAAAUUCAUACCGUCCCCGCUGUCGAGUAUACCAGGCUGCAUACCGUACCGGUUCGAUUCGCACAAAUUGUUGAUUGUGUUUGGGAUGGUCGUGGCUAGCCAGCUUGGUAAGCUGCUUCGCUUUACCAACGUCGAAAACGGCGAUGAUGGCAUCCAUAAAUUCCGUUCGUCUGGUUCUCCGAUUUUGUUGGUGUUUUAUCGGGAUGGGUUCUUCUAUUUUGUCAGUUUGACGCUGGUUACUAUCGGGAAUAUUAUUUUCGAUCGCAGGGCUCCGCCGGAGUUGAGAUUCAUGUUGACCUUGCCACAAGGGGUACUCCAUUCCGUCCUCGCAUGUCGUCUCAUCCUCCACAUCUACGACUUUGCACGUCGGGAACUGUACGACUCCAGAGGGUGGGGCGGUGAUAAAACUGGAACGGGGCUCGAUUUUGCGAGGGAUCCUACGACACAUCAUGAUACGUUUGGUGACUCGGAAGAGACGACUGUGGCGGGGUUUGGUACCAGAUCGGGUGUGAGUGUGUAG
Molecule: messenger RNA, 702 nt
Organism: Coprinopsis cinerea okayama7#130
Lineage: Eukaryota; Fungi; Basidiomycota; Agaricomycetes; Agaricales; Psathyrellaceae
Exons: 9
Coding region: 1-702 (233 amino acids)
Source: RefSeq, a predicted model, not a curated record